This is a messenger RNA of Clupea harengus (Atlantic herring), 1217 nucleotides long. It is a transcript of the gene ywhaqb, whose product is annotated as tyrosine 3-monooxygenase/tryptophan 5-monooxygenase activation protein, theta polypeptide b. Lineage: Eukaryota; Metazoa; Chordata; Actinopteri; Clupeiformes; Clupeidae. The record is from RefSeq and is a predicted model, not a curated record.
GCUGACGUUACUUUACAAGCCUUCAAGUUAGCUUAUGCUGCUACCUAGCUGGAUAUCCCGCGAAGAGGCUGUUCCUGUCACCGCCCAUCUUAGAUCUUACCCGCCAAAUAAUCGUAGUAAUGCCCUUCUCGUUAGUUUAUCCUGUUAGUUGUAUGUUGUCAAGCUUCGCCAGUAACAGUACUUUGCCAGUAACGAUAUUUAGAAGGACUGCGAUCACCCCCUAUCUGUUCAUCGUUUGCUAGCAAGACUUCCUCACCCUACGCCUCCCUUUAUCCUGCCGCCUCGGCCAUACUGACACUAUAGACUUAACCGCCUAAAGCAGCAUUUACCUUUAGAAUUUAAAUCAUGGAUAAAACGGAGCUUAUUCAGAAGGCAAAGUUGGCCGAACAGGCCGAGCGUUACGACGACAUGGCUGCGUCUAUGAAGGAGGUGACAGAGAUGGGAGCCGAGCUGUCCAACGAGGAGAGGAACCUGCUGUCUGUAGCCUACAAGAACGUGGUCGGGGCACGGAGAUCCGCAUGGAGGGUCAUCUCCAGCAUCGAGCAGAAGACCGAGGGUAACGACAAAAAGCUGGCGAUGGUUAAGGAGUACCGGGAGAAAGUGGAGACAGAGCUUAGAGAGAUCUGCAACGACGUAUUGGAACUGCUGAGCAAAUAUUUAAUCGAGAACUCUACGCAGGCGGAAAGCAAAGUCUUCUAUCUGAAGAUGAAGGGAGACUACUUCAGAUACCUGGCUGAAGUCGCCGCAGGAGAGGACAGGAAAGCAACCAUAGAGAACUCUCAGGAAGCCUAUCAGCAGGCCUUCGACAUCAGCAAGAAGGAGAUGCAGCCAACGCACCCCAUCCGCCUGGGCCUGGCCCUCAACUUCUCCGUCUUCUUCUACGAGAUCCUCAACUCCCCAGAGCAGGCCUGCUCACUGGCCAAACAGGCUUUUGAUGAGGCCAUUGCAGAGCUUGACACACUCAACGAGGAAUCCUACAAAGACAGCACUCUCAUCAUGCAGCUGCUUAGAGACAAUCUGACAUUAUGGACCUCUGACAACGCAACUGAUGAAGCAGAGGUCGCUGACGCCGGAGAGAACUAAAACCUCUUCCUCACCAGAGUUCAUCUCUCCCAUCAAGAGGAAACAAAAGAAGAAGAAGAAGAAGAAAAAAAAAACCUUUUUACACAUCUCCAUUCCUUAUCGCUCCAUUUAAAAAAAAAAAAAAAAAAUAUUAU